GACAUUUCUUUUUUAUCCCCCCCUCAAGUAAGUAGGAUAGCACAGUAGUCAGUGGUACUGUUAGAUAUUAGUGUAGUAAACCACCUGCAGUUUAACCCAGCUAUGGCUAUGAGUGUGAGCGCUAAUAUAGUGAUAAUAGGAUCCGGGAUAUCAGGAGUAGCAGCCGCACACAGGCUCCUUAACGCCGGGUUUCAGCAUGUGCGGGUACUUGAAGCGACUGCACGAAGCGGAGGACGAAUAAAAACAGGCAAACUGGGUGAUAAUAUUGUUGAGAUCGGAGCAAACUGGAUCCACGGACCAUGCGAAGAGAACCCGGUGUUCUGUCUGGCUCAGACGUACGGGCUCCUGGAUCCAGAGGCCCUCACCCCGGAGAACCAGGCCAUGGACGUUGGAGGACAUCCCCCCUGGGUUCCUAACUACUACACCAGUUCAGGUCGGAAGCUGAAUGCCGAGGACAUGAAUCCUGCUAAGGAGAUGUUUGCUGAGCUGCUGAUUGAAAGUUCAAAAUUUCAGAGUCAAGGAGGAGAACCCUGUGCCAGCGUGGGAGAUUUCAUACGGUCAGAGAUGCAUCAACGAGCAGCAGAGAAGUGGAAAGAAUCUGAUGCAGCCACCAGAUCUCUGCGGCUGUGUGCGAUCACUAACAUGUUGAAGGUGGAGUGCUGUGUUAAUGGGUCUCACAGCAUGGAUGAGGUGGGCCUAGGGGCCUUUGGCUUAUAUGAGACUCUACCUGGACUGGACUGUACAUUCCUAGGUGGCUAUGAAGGUUUAAUCAAAAACUUGAUGUCGGAGCUCCCCAGCGGUCUAGUGACCUACAAUCAGCCUGUGCGCUGCGUCCACUGGAACAACACAGAGCAGAAACAAAACCCUGUGAUCAUUGAGUGUGAUGCUGGGGAAAGGAUCGCUGCGGAUCAUGUUAUUGUAACAGUUCCUCUAGGAUACCUUAAGAAGCACCAUUCAGCCCUAUUCCGUCCUCCUCUCCCUCUACACAAGCUGCACUCCGUCCAGAGACUGGGUUUUGGAACAAACAAUAAAAUAUUUGUGGAGUUUGAUUCACCGUGGUGGGAUGCUGACUGUGAAGUCAUCCAUCUCCUGUGGGAAGACGAGGAUGUCAUGGUGGACAAGGUGCCAGAUGUACAGAGAUCGUGGAUAAAGAAGCUGUUUGGGUUCACUGUGCUCAAGCCCACUGAGAGGUAUGGCCAUGUUCUGUGUGGCUGGAUUGCCGGACACGAGUCAGAGUAUAUGGAGACCGUGUCUGAACAGGAGGUCACGCAAAACGUCACACAACUCAUCCGCAGGUUUACAGGGAACCCGACCAUCACACCGAGGAGAAUCCUACGCUCACAGUGGUUUCAUGACCCCUGGACGUGCGGAUCUUACAGUUACCCUGGAAAAGGCUGUUCAGUUCAGGACCUGGAGAACAUGAUGGAACCCCUGCCGACAAAAGGAUCACAAGCACAACCCUUGCAGGUGUUGUUUGCUGGUGAAGCCACUCAUCCCUGCUACUACUCAACGGUCCAUGGAGCUCUUCUCACCGGGUGGAGAGAAGCUGAUCGACUCAUCUCUCACUACUCCUCCAUCAGCCCAUCUGAGCUGCACAAGUCAAAGCUUUAACAGAACAAUGCUGCUAUGAGAUAAAGAGAUUUAUCAGAUUUGUUGCCAAAAUCUGCCACUGUUGUUUAUUUAAAUCAGUCACCUAAAAUCUCCUUUCAGAUCUUGUAACAGCACUGAUUUCAGUGCAUUGAAAUAAUGUCAACUUGGAAAGGCAAUAUACGCAAGUGAUCAAUACAGUUAUAUUUUCAUUAAAUAUAUAAUUGAUACAGCUUUAAAUAUUAACCGAUGAAAGGUCUGUUUGUAUAUUUUAGUAAAGAAAAAGGAAUGAACUUGAAAUGUAAUUACACAUGUUAUAAACCUGUUUACGAAUCAGCUUAAUAUCAAAUGCAGUUUCAAGAAUUAAUAGUGAUUUUGUAACUGCACUGUCUUGAUUUAAGACUUAAUUCCAUACAGUCUUCAACUUCCCCUGUUGGUAAUCUAAUUAUUGAUUAUGGGUCAUAUAUAUCUUUAAUAGAUUAUAAAUGUAUUAGUACAUUAUUUUAACUGUUCUUUUUUAAGUCAAUUAGUGAAUUAAAUAUUUUAUAAAGUUCUAA
Molecule: messenger RNA, 2144 nt
Organism: Morone saxatilis (striped sea-bass)
Lineage: Eukaryota; Metazoa; Chordata; Actinopteri; Moronidae
Product: peroxisomal N(1)-acetyl-spermine/spermidine oxidase-like
Exons: 10
Coding region: 103-1611 (502 amino acids)
Molecular function (GO): polyamine oxidase activity
Source: RefSeq, a predicted model, not a curated record